AUGGAAACAUUUACACCUAAAAGAGAUUUGUUAUGUUGUUCAAUGUUACCAAAGGAACACAAUUCUAAAUCAACUGAUGUUCGGAGUGGUAUUUACAGAAUAAAACCAGAAAAAGAAAAAGCGUUCAAUGUUUAUUGUGAGAUGACAAUUGACUCUGGCUGUUGGACAGUAUAUAUACAGAGAAGAAAGAAUGGUGAUCUUGAUUUCUAUCUGGGAUGGGCAAAAUACAAAACAGGAUUUGGUCAACUUAAUCGAGAAUUUUGGCUGAGUAACGACAAGAUUCACAACUUGACAUCACAAGGGAGAUAUGAAUUGAGAAUAGACCUCUUUGACUUUGACAACAAUCAAGCUUAUGCUAAAUACCAACAUUUCUACAUAGGCAAUGAAACGUCGAAGUACAAGAUCAGUGUUAACGGUUACAGUGGUACUGCUGGCGACAGUCUCCACUACAGUAAAGGUGCAAGAUUUACAACUCUAGACAGGGACAAGGAUGACUCAAUACAUAACUGUGCCUGACGCCAUCCUGGUGCAUGGUGGUACAAAAGUUGUAUGCGUUCUAAUCUCAACGGACAUUACUAUAUCAAAACUCCUGUGGGAAAUUGGAAUGGUGUAAUUUGGAAUUCAUGGAAAGGCUAUAAAUUUUCACUAAAGGCAACUUUUAUGAUGAUUCGUAGACUAUAUAUG
Molecule: messenger RNA, 684 nt
Organism: Mytilus trossulus (common blue mussel)
Lineage: Eukaryota; Metazoa; Mollusca; Bivalvia; Mytilida; Mytilidae
Product: fibrinogen-like protein A
Exons: 5
Coding region: 1-516 (171 amino acids)
Source: RefSeq, a predicted model, not a curated record